AAGAGAGUGAAGAGGCAGGCAUGUUUCAACAGAUGGCUAGGUCUGUAUGAUUCAGCCACGGCGCCACACCGCUGCUGGUUCACUGGGAACUCUGGAACCACGUCAGGGAGAUAGAGACAGGGAGAGAGAGCGCUUGAGAGAGAAACGUAACUUUUGAGAGGGACUUCCUCUUUUUUCUUCAUUUUAAACUCCCCCUCUCCUUUCCCUCCUCCUGUCUCAGUGUGUCUAUAGGGCUUUUUUUUUUCUCUCUCUCUCCUUUAGCAUUGGAGAACGUGGUCAGUCAGCCUGUCAGGCAACAAGCUAAAGAGAGAGAGAGAGAAGGGGGAGCAGAGUUGGAGUAAAGCAGAGCAGGACGAGGACAGUUGGGCCGUACAAGAGAAGGGGACGGUGCAUGGUGAUGUGUGACUGAUGGUCCCAGCCCAGCUCCCCCUCCUCCAGCUCUACUGGGUCAGUACCUCUCCUCCAGCUCUACUGGGUCAGUACCCCUCCUCCAGCUCUACUGGGUCAGUACCCCUCCACCAGCGCUACUGGGUCAGUAUCCCGGGACAGACAGACAUUGUCAGGACCUGCGGCCGUAUGAGAGUGCAGUCAGGGGUCACUGGGGUCACCAAACAACGUGUAUACCUGUCCACCAUUAUCUAGACUCUGCUGUCAAGGAGCUGAGCACCGGCCGUGGCUGCUGCACCGUGAUCCAGCAUCAGCAGGGUCUUAGGUCACCAUGGCUGGGCGGGGGCUGCCCUCCACCGCCCCUUACCUCCUCCUGUUCCUGGGGGUCCUGUCGCUGGCACAAGCCUCUGUCUUCCUGUCCAGCCAGCGCCUCAAAGCCCGCUUCCAGAGGGACCGCCGCAACAUCCGGCCCAACAUCAUCCUCAUCCUGACGGAUGACCAGGACAUGGAGCUUGGCUCCAUGCAGGCCAUGAAUAAGACGCGUCGCAUCAUGGAGCAGGGAGGUACUCACUUCUCCAACGCCUUUGUGACCACGCCAAUGUGCUGUCCGUCUCGUUCGUCCAUGCUGACGGGGAAGUACGUCCACAACCACAACACCUACACCAACAACGAGAACUGCUCCUCCCCCUCCUGGCAGGCCCAGCAUGAGACCAGGACCUUCGGAGUAUACCUUAACAACACUGGCUACAGGACAGGCUUCUUUGGGAAGUACCUGAAUGAGUACAAUGGAUCUUAUAUUCCCCCCGGCUGGAGGGAGUGGGUGGGGCUGGUCAAGAACUCUCGCUUCUACAACUACACCCUGUGCAGGAACGGAGUCCGGGAGAAACACGGCUGUGAAUACCCCAAGGACUACUUUACAGAUCUCAUCACAGAGGACAGUAUCAACUAUUUCCGCUCCUCUAAGCGGAUGUACCCCCAUCGGCCAGUGAUGAUGGUCAUGAGUCACGCUGCCCCCCACGGGCCGGAGGACUCCGCCCCACAUUACAGCACAGCCUUCCCUAAUGCAUCCCAGCACAUCACUCCUAGUUACAACUAUGCUCCCAAUCCGGACAAGCACUGGAUCAUGCGUUACACCGGGGCCAUGAAGCCCAUCCACAUGGACUUCACCAACAUGCUACAGAGGAAGAGACUACAGACUCUGCUCUCUGUUGACGACAGUGUGGAGAAGGUGUACACCAUGCUGGCGGAGACUGGAGAACUGGACAACACCUACAUCAUCUACACAGCUGACCAUGGAUACCACAUUGGCCAGUUUGGUCUGGUCAAGGGCAAGUCCAUGCCCUACGAGUUUGACAUCCGAGUACCCUUUUACAUCCGAGGACCCAACGUGGAGGCAGGAGCCAUCAACCCUCACAUGGUGCUGAACAUUGACCUGGCACCCACCAUCCUGGACAUCGCUGGCAUGGAUGUCCCUCCUGACAUGGACGGCAAGUCCAUCCUCAAGCUGCUGGACAUAGAGAGACCAGUGAACAGGUUCCAGGUGAACAAGAAAGGGAAGCUGUGGAGAGACUCAUUUCUAGUGGAGAGGGGGAAGUUGCUCCACAUGCGUGAUGCUCCAGGGAAGGACAUGGCCCAGGAGGAGAACUUUCUGCCUAAGUACCAGCGGGUCAAGGACCUGUGUCAGAGAGCGGAGUAUCAGACACCCUGCCAACAACUGGGACAGAAGUGGCAGUGUGUAGAGGACGCCACGGGGAAGCUGAGGCUCCAUAAGUGUAAGGGUUUGGCCGGCAUGUCUGAAGCCAGGAUGGACAGCCUUGCCAACGUCAGGUCCAAGUACUUCCCUCAGCGCAAAGUGGAGUCCAACGCAAACGCCUGCAACUGUGACCAGUCCCCCUUCUUCAGACUCAGCGCCUUCAAGAAGAACAAGCUGCUAUCCAAGAAAAAGAUGAAAGCCAUCAAGAGCUACGCCGGUAACCGCUUCUCUCGCUCGGUGGAGAUGGAGAUAGGAGGGGACCUGUACGCUGUGGACCUCGAGGAUGGCUACCAGCCUGUACCGGCCCCCAGAAACCACAGCCAGACUGUUGCCCGGGUCAGGGCACCGGGGUCACGUGACGACACUGAGGACGACUUCAGUGGCAUGGGGGUCACCGUGAACCCCAAGACUAGCAGCAACAGCCUAGCCGCAGUGCCUUCUGGAAUCAAAGUCACACAUAGGUGCUCUAUCCUGGCCAAUGACACAGUCAAGUGUGAUACAGGGGUCUACAAGUCCCUACAGGCCUGGAAGGACCACAAACUCCACAUCGACCAUCAGAUUGAGACCCUUCAGACCAAGAUUAAGAACUUGAGAGAGGUCAGGGGUCAUCUGAAGAAGGCCCGUCCUGAGGAAUGUGACUGCAACCGUUACAUAUACAAAUCUAAGUACAAGAGUAAGCUGAGGCACAAAGGAGGAAACAUCCACCCAUUCAGGAAGGGUCAGGAUAAGGAUAAGAAGGCGUGGUUACUGAAGGAGCAGAAGAGAAGGAAAAAGAUGCGGAAGCUUCUGAAACGUCUGAAGAACAACGACACCUGCAGCAUGCCUGGCCUCACCUGCUUCACCCAUGACAACCAGCACUGGCAGACCGCCCCCUUCUGGACCAUGGGGCCGUUCUGUGCAUGUACCAGUGCCAAUAACAACACAUACUGGUGUCUGAGGACCAUCAACGAGACACACAACUUCCUCUUCUGUGAGUUUGCUACUGGUUUCCUGGAGUACUUUGACCUCAACACGGACCCCUACCAGCUGAUAAAUGCUGUGAACACGCUAGACCGCACCGUCCUUAACCAGCUCCACGUUCAGCUCAUGGAGCUCCGCAGCUGCAAGGGCCACAAGCAGUGCAACCCCCGCACUCGUAACCUGGAGCUGGGAGGUAAAGAGCGAAGCAGCUUUGAUGAAUACAGGCAGUUUCAACGCAGAAAGUGGCCAAAAGUGAAGAAGCCCACCUCCAAAUCACUAGGACAGAUCUGGGAAGGUUGGGAGGGAUAAGGGCCAGAUGAGGAGAGUGGCCCCGUCAGAAGCGCCCACUGCGCCAGGAGAGGGGACGGACUGGUCACAACUUGAACCCUUGUACAGACUUGAUGAGC
Molecule: messenger RNA, 3507 nt
Organism: Esox lucius (northern pike)
Lineage: Eukaryota; Metazoa; Chordata; Actinopteri; Esociformes; Esocidae
Gene: sulf2b
Product: sulfatase 2b
Exons: 22
Coding region: 719-3409 (896 amino acids)
Cellular component (GO): Golgi apparatus; endoplasmic reticulum; cell surface
Molecular function (GO): N-acetylglucosamine-6-sulfatase activity; calcium ion binding; glycosaminoglycan binding
Source: RefSeq, a predicted model, not a curated record